Molecule: messenger RNA, 6665 nt
Organism: Rana temporaria (common frog)
Lineage: Eukaryota; Metazoa; Chordata; Amphibia; Anura; Ranidae
Gene: DENND4C
Product: DENN domain containing 4C
Exons: 33
Coding region: 269-6073 (1934 amino acids)
Biological process (GO): regulation of Rab protein signal transduction
Cellular component (GO): cytoplasmic vesicle
Molecular function (GO): protein binding
Source: RefSeq, a predicted model, not a curated record
GGUCUUCCCCUGCCCCGGGACCCGGCUGCGCAUACAAUGUCCUGGCAGUAGGUGGCGACAAAGAGGCGGUCACCGGGGCUAAGCCCGGAAGUAUUCUCCGGUCACUAGAGAAGAUCAUGGCGCCGCCCGUCCGGAUCACGGCCGCAGCGUCGGAUCGGAGAAGUUGUGUCAUGUGGUAACAGCGCUGCGGAGUCUUCCCGGGGAGCGCCAUCGCUUUCAGGACAACUAGCACUAGCGAUCUCCGCCCACAAGGCGGCUGGCUGCAGACAUGAUGGAAGAUAAAGGUCCUCGGGUUGCAGAUUACUUUGUGGUGGCAGGAUUGACCGAAACCUCCAAACUCCUGGACCAUGAUAUGGGACGUGCGGAGACCAAAGCAGUGGGCCCCAAAGCACCAAUUACAGAUAUUGUUGUUAUAAACACAACAGUUGGUGAGACGGUGCCAGAGGGAUAUACAUGCAUUGAGGUCACACCAAGUGGUCUUCAAGCAAAUCUCAACCAUGGCAGUCUGAAGAGCCCAGAGCUGUUUGUGUGUUACAAACGAGAAAGGGGAAAAGCACCGCUGAUAGAUGUUGGAGUGCUGUAUGAAGGAAAGGAGCGUCUUAUGUCGGGCUGCGAGACAAUCCAAGCAACUCCAUACGGGCGCUGUGCUAAUGUAAACAAUAGCUCGGCUACGUCCUCAAGAAUAUUCAUCACUUAUCGGCGUGCAGCUCUUGACCGUACUCAGAACUCUCUUGCAGUCACUGACAUCUGUGUGAUCAUCACCAACAAAGGGGAGAUCCCACCUCACACUUUCUGUAAGGUGGACAAAAACCUCAACGGUGGCGUGUGGGGAUCCAACGUAUACCUGUGCUAUAAGAAGUCUGUGCCUGCUUCAAACUCUAUUGCUUAUAAGGCUGAUAUGAUCUUCAGAUAUCCAGAAGAAGAUUAUGAAUCAUUUCCACUACCUGAGUCUGUGCCUCUUUUUUGUCUUCCAAUGGGAGCAACCAUUGAAUGCUGGGCUCCCAAAAUCAAGUACCCACUUCCGGUCUUUUCCACAUUUGUCCUCACUGGCUCCAAUGCAGACAAGGUCUAUGGUGCUGCUAUUCAAUUCUACGAACCAUACCCUCGAGAAAUGCUGUCUGAGAAACAGAUGAAACAGCUUGGACUUUUUACAGCUGUGGACAAGAAAGUCGUGACUUCUAAAAUUAUCAAUACCAACAAGUGCAUCUGCCUGCUCUCUCACUGGCCCUUCUUUGAAACCUUUCGAAAGUUUUUAAUUUUCAUCUACAAGCUCUCGGUGUCUGGUCCUCACACACUUCCCAUUGAAAAACAUAUUUCACACUUCAUGCACAAUGUUCCUUUCCCAUCACCUCAAAGGCCAAGAAUCCUUAUGCAGCUGUCGGCACAUGAUGCAUUGAUUCUCUCCCAGCCCGUGUCAACUCCAUUGCCACUCAGUGGAGCAAAUUUUAGUACAUUGGUGACGAGUCUGGGGCCAGAUAACUGUGCCACCUUGCUUCAUUUUGUACUGCUAGAGAGCAAAAUCCUCCUCCAUUCACUCCGACCAGCGGUCCUGACUGGUGUGGCUGAAGCUGUUGUGGCUAUGAUCUUCCCUUUCCAGUGGCAGUGCCCAUAUGUUCCCUUGUGCCCCUUAUCUCUGGCAGGAGUACUUAGUGCUCCUAUCCCAUUUAUUGUUGGAGUGGAUUCUCGGUAUUUUGAUUUAUAUGACCCACCCCAGGAUGUUGUGUGCAUUGAUUUGGACACAAGCAUGGUCUACACGGCAGAGGAAAAAAGAAAUGUGACCUGGAAACAGCUUCCAAAGAAACCAGUGAAAAACCUCCUUAGUGUGUUGAAAAAAGUCCAUCCUCAGCUGGUGCUUGUUCACAGACAAAACCAAGAACAGAGUGCAGUUGAGAUGACUCCCAUUGAAGCUGACUUCUCCUGGCAAAAGAAAAUGAAAGAGCUGGAGCUGGAAAUUCAAGAAGCAUUUCUGCGCUUCAUGGCAUCUAUACUAAAGGGCUACAGAUCUUACUUAAAGCCCAUAACUGAAGCACCUUCUAAGAAGGCCACUGCAGCAAACUCCCUUUUUGACCACCAAGGGUUUUUGAAAAGUAGGGAUCGAGCUCACAUGAAGUUCUACACACAGCUAACAAAAACUCAGAUCUUUAUCCGCUUUAUCGAAGAGUGCAGUUUUGUCAGCGACAAGGACACCGGCCUGGCAUUCUUUGAUGACUGCAUUGAUAAGCUGUUCCCAGAGAAGAGCAAUGAAAAAGGAGACAAGGUAGAUCAGGAAUCCCCUGAGGAUACCCGUCUGAUAGAGCUAGAUGAGUCUCAGAAGAGUGAGCAUACAGUUUUUAUAAUGCCACCUGAGCCUCUUCCAGAGGAUGGGCCUGAUCCUGUUCCAAAAUACAGGUACAAAAAUUUUCCAAGGCUUAACUAUGCUCUCUUUGACCGGACUCGUGAGCAGUACCUUACAUUUAAUGGAAACUCAAAAGACAAGCGAGCUGCAAGCAGUCCUACAUUUAUUGCUAAAAGAAGCAAACAGGAAGUUAAAGCGGCUCACAAGAUAGCCAGGAAAUAUUACACCAAUCCCAGUAACUGGCCCAAGUGCUUGUUUAGCCAAUGCUUUAGUCUGUGGUUCAUCUGUUUGCCAGUUUAUGUGAAAGUUUCCCAGUCAAAGUCUAGAGCACUUCAGAAGUCUUAUGAAGCAUUGGUUAAAAUGAGAAAGACUGAAGUGGAUCCAUUGGAUGAAGUUUGUUACAGAGUGGUAAUGCAGCUGUGUGGCAUUUGGGAGAACCCUGCUUUGGCAGUAAAAGUCUUCAUUGAAAUGAAGAAUGCUGGAAUACAGCCUAAUGCAAUAACCUAUGGUUACUACAACAAGGUUGUCCUGGUGAGCCCCUGGCCAAGCAGUAACCGCAGUGGGAAUUUUUUGUGGACGAAAGUUCGAAAUGUGAUAUUUGGAUUAUCCCAGUUUCGCAACCCGCUGAAAAAGGCAAAGGCGGGGUUUAGGUCCUCAGUGCCAGCUUCCCAGGGUGCUGCACGUGGGAGUGAUGGGGACAUGGUGAGCCAUGGCGUGGAUAAUUCUAAUGAUGCUAACUCUGGGGAGCACACUGUCUUCGUGAGGGAUUUAAUCAGGCUUGAGUCUACUGAUUCUACUGAUAUGCACUCUAGUUCAGGGAGUCAGGUCGAUGAGAGGACAGGACCCAAAGAUGAACUCCACAAGGACAAAGCUCUGAUUCAUGAUGUUCAGGAAAACAGCAUAGAAACAGAUUCUGUUUCAAAAUUAAGUCGGCAGCUUGGGGGAAAUGAAGAAUUGCUUUCGACUUCUGGUGUACUAGAAUCUGGCUUUGAUGCAUCGCCUGAAAAGUCAAUGACUGUCUCUGAGGCAUGCAGUUCAUCUGAAUCCCCACCCUGUGGAAAUAGUAUUGUUAAAGUGCCUUCUGGCAUCUUUGAUGCAACGGGUAGAAAAAGCAGUAGCGGUGCCCUGCCAGCCCAGAUACCCACAGUUCAAGAUUCUGCCGAUGACUCUGUUUUUUUAAGUGAAGGCCAGAGUAAAAAGUCUGAAGAGAAGGCCCAGAAGAGGCAGAAGAUGUUUUCAGAGAGAAGCUGCAGUUUCAGUGCAGAGAGCAGGGCAGGAAUGAUGAAGAAAGGCAGUCUAGACAUUACAACCAAUGAGAUGGCUAUGAAGAUGGGAGCAGAUGCCAAGAUCCUUACAGCUGCACUUUCAAAGACACCACCACAUCCACAGACAAGCAAGCAGUUCAAUUUUGAAACUGUAGAGAGCCAUACUGCCUCUUCGAUAACAGAAGACCAAACAGGUCAUCAAAGAGAAACUGCUGAACCGACUGCAGAACAGACUUCAGUACAUAGAUCACAGGACAUGUUUGACUCCUUAGAUACUGUCAAAGAGGAAAGCACAGUGGACUCUUUUGAGGCUCUACAACUUGUAGAAGACAACAAGCCUGAUCCUCUUGAGGAGCCAAGUAAGAGAAAUAGUUUCUAUGGUGUUCCUAAAGCAGUAGAGAGGGAAGGAGUAAAGACAGGCCUUGAUCCUUUAUCUCUUCUGGCAUCAGAAACCGUGGAGGCAAAACCAUCCCCAGUUGAGGAGAAAACAAUAUCCCCAGUUGUUGCGCGUAACCUAGCAGAUGAAAUAGAAAGUUAUAUGAAUUUAAAAAGUCCACUUGGCAGCAAGUCGUCAAGCAUGGAACUUAGAAGCCAGGAGACUGCUAAGGCAGAUGGCCCAGGUAGCCUUGAGAGGAGAUCAAGUCUGCCUGUAGAUUCGGUGCCUUCUGCUGAUGUGCAGAUUGAAAAUCAAAAAAACACGGUCUCUAGGUCGAAAACCUUUGCGAACAGUCCAAAGCAUCACCUAAAAAAUCAAAAAGAGCGCUCUCUAUCACUAACUGCUCUUGUGCGCAACUCACCACAUGGAUCUUUUGGUUCAGUGGUAAAUUCACUGCCCGGACUUAAAUUUGACCAUCUAUUGGCGGGACCCAAAAUGGAUGUGUUAAAAUCCAGCGUGAAGCAAGCCGCCAGCAAGAUGUGGGAAGCGGUAUCGUCUGCUUAUAGCUAUUCUGAUGAUGAGGAUGAUGGACAUCAACGGGAAGCUCCCUUUCCUUCAAAUGUUGAGGAACACAUUCAUGGUGACAGCAUCAAGACGACCUUGCAGGGAUUGUCUGUGAACAACCUGAAUCACAGCACUACCAGCCUGGGCAGCAGCAGCAGCGGAGAUUAUAGCAAACAUAGCUACACAAACAGUGAUUCAACACCCGGAAGAGGUAUGAGAGGCUUGGAUUCAGAAAGAUCAGAACAUUCUCAAAAUACCAGCUUAUCAAGUAUGUUUCAGAACUGCGCUAUGGAGGUCCUGAUGUCUAGUUGUUCCCAAUGCACAGCUUGUGAUGCUCUGGUUUAUGAUGAAGAGAUUAUGGCAGGAUGGACUGCUGAUGAUUCCAAUCUGAACACUGUAUGCCCGUUUUGUAAAACCACCUUCUUGCCUCUCCUUUACAUUGAAUUCAAGGAUUUGCGUGGCUCUGCCAGUUUUUUUCUCAAGCCAGGCAACUCGGGGGACAGUCUGCAUGGCCGUAACCAUCCGUCAACAACAGACACCACUCAUAAAAAGGAGUCACCGUCCACCACUGACACAAACCAUGUGACAGAUUCUCUGCCUCCACUUGCAACAGCAGAAAACACUGCGCAUAGCUCCAGUGACAUCCAAGAUGCAGAUACAAAGCCUUCAGACAAAAAUGGUACUCCAAAACGAGCUGCUUCUCUUACAAGAAGCCACAGUGUGGGUGGACCUCUUCAGAAUAUAGACCUUUCACAGAGACCUUCUCAUGGGGUGUCCACUGUUAGCCUACCUAACAGCCUUCAGGAAGUUGUGGAUCCUUUAGAAAAGAGGCACAAUCCUCCACCUGUUUCUGUUCCUUAUCUUAGUCCACUUGUGCUGCGGAAAGAAUUGGAGUCAUUGCUUGAGAAUGAUGGCGACCAAGUCAUCCACACAGCUACUUUUAUCAAUCAGCAUCCCAUCAUCUACUGGAAUUUGGUGUGGUAUUUUAGGCGUUUAGACUUGCCAAGCAAUCUGCCAGGGCUGAUACUGACAUCGGAGCAUUGCAAUGGAGGAGUCCAGAUCUCCCAGUCAUCCUUGUCACAAGACAGCAAGUUGGUUUACAUUCAGUUGUUAUGGGACAAUGUUAACCUACACCAGGAUCCCGGGGAGGCCCUCUAUAUAAAGUGGCGAAACCUGGAAUCCAUUAAGAAGACGGGAGCUCCUAUCCCAAAGGAACUUCAUGAAAUCAAUCAUUUAUUAGAGAGCGUCACUCUCAGUAUACAGCACAAUGAUGUUCUGAGGCCUAUCGACCUUGUCCGGCAGAAGUGUGGCUCAGGGGCUAAACGGCAAAGAAGCAUUUACAGAGAAAUACUGUACCUGUCUCUGGUUUCCCUGGGGAGAGAAAAUAUUGAUAUUGAGGCAUUCGACAAUGAAUACAGACUUGCUUAUGAAAAACUUUCAUCUGAGUUUCUCAAGAAAAUGCAGAAGAUUGAUGCGCCUCCAAGCAAGAACGUAGAGUACUGUCGAGCUGUUUUUGGGGCCCCUUUGAUUUGAAGAAUCUCUUUUGAAUUAAUUUUUUUCAUUCCUUGUUAUACGUUCAACACAAAUGUAAAAAGACAGAAUGCCUAAUUUCUGCUCAAUCUCCCAGAGAAUGGACCCAAGUAGAAUGGUAGCAUUUCCUACACAUGACAUAGGUUCAUCUACUGUGCAAGGCAAUAUAAGAAACUGCUACUUGUACUCCUAUUUUAAUAUGGAAGGCUUGAAACAAGAAUGAUCAAGGUGCAAGUAUAAUGAGAUUUCCAUCACACUGCCACAUUUGCCCACCUUCAGAUGAAAAAUUAAUGCUGAAUUGAAGAUAUACAGCACUUUAAAGUACAAGCAUUUUCUGACCUAACAUUUAAGUUAUUACAUUUUUUUUAAUUAUUAUUUACAAUUUAAAAUUGACAGGUAGCACCGACAGUUAUGCCAUUCUGGUAGGCUCACCUUGUAAUACUUUUCAAUGUUCUUAACCAGCAAAACUUGGUCUGCCUUUGACAAUCGUCCAUCCAGACACUUGACUAUAUCCAUGGCACCCUUAUGGGCCAGGUAACCUAGUGCCUUAUGGGUGGUGUUGCCCAAUACCAGCCCUAUCCACUUUCAGACUAAU